Molecule: messenger RNA, 2108 nt
Organism: Chaetura pelagica (chimney swift)
Lineage: Eukaryota; Metazoa; Chordata; Aves; Apodiformes; Apodidae
Gene: ABI1
Product: abl-interactor 1
Exons: 10
Coding region: 136-1392 (418 amino acids)
Cellular component (GO): lamellipodium; intracellular anatomical structure
Molecular function (GO): SH3 domain binding; cadherin binding
Source: RefSeq, a predicted model, not a curated record
CCAGAUAAAAGGAAAGCAUUAGAAGAGACCAAAGCCUACACAACUCAGUCUCUAGCCAGUGUUGCUUAUCAGAUCAAUGCACUGGCCAACAAUGUAUUGCAACUGCUGGACAUCCAAGCAUCCCAGCUACGGAGGAUGGAGUCCUCCAUCAACCAUAUCUCCCAGACUGUGGACAUCCACAAAGAAAAGGUUGCUCGCAGAGAGAUAGGCAUUUUGACAACCAAUAAGAACACAUCAAGAACUCACAAAAUUAUAGCGCCAGCGAACAUGGAACGUCCUGUAAGGUAUAUUCGAAAACCUAUAGACUACACGGUGCUGGAUGAUGUUGGCCAUGGCGUGAAGCAUGGAAAUAACCAGCCUGCAAGAACUGGCACCUUGUCAAGAACAAAUCCGCCUACACAAAAACCACCAAGUCCUCCCAUGUCAGGCCGGGGAACUCUGGGACGAAAUACUCCUUACAAAACCCUGGAGCCAGUCAAACCACCAACAGUCCCCAAUGAUUACAUGACCAGUCCUGCCAGGCUGGGCAGUCAGCACAGUCCAGGAAGGACAGCUUCCUUGAACCAGAGACCACGAACACACAGUGGUAGUAGUGGAGGAAGCGGCAGUCGAGAGAACAGUGGCAGCAGCAGUAUUGGCAUUCCCAUUGCCGUGCCUACACCUUCACCGCCAACCAUUGGACCAGCACAUAUUUCUGUUCCUCCUCCUCCUGGAGCCCCGCCAGCACCACCACUGCCACCACCUCUCCCGAUGGGCAGUCUGAUAGCUGCUCCGGGUUCAGCUCCUGGUUCCCAGUAUGGCACAAUGACCAGGCAAAUCUCGCGACACAACUCUACCACUUCUUCAGCAUCUUCUGGUGGAUACAGACGGAAUACUUCUGUGACUGCCCCAUUUUCUGCUCAACCUCAUGUUAAUGGCGGGCCUCUUUAUUCUCAAAAUUCAAUUUCUAUCGCUCCACCCCCUCCCCCUAUGCCUCAGUUGACUCCACAGAUACCUCUCACAGGCUUCGUGGCCAGGGUGCAGGAAAACAUUGCUGAUAGCCCGACUCCUCCCCCACCACCGCCUCCCGAUGAGAUGCCGAUGUUUGAUGACUCUCCUCCUCCUCCACCCCCACCCCCCGUGGAUUAUGAGGAUGAGGAGGCUGCUGUUGUGCAGUACAGUGAUCCCUAUGCAGAUGGAGAUCCUGCUUGGGCACCUAAAAACUAUAUAGAGAAAGUUGUUGCUAUAUAUGACUAUACAAAGGACAAAGAUGAUGAGCUGUCGUUUAUGGAGGGUGCAAUCAUUUAUGUGAUAAAGAAGAACGAUGACGGCUGGUAUGAAGGAGUUUGCAAUCGAGUAACUGGCUUGUUUCCUGGGAAUUAUGUUGAAUCAAUCAUGCACUAUGCUGAUUAAAACCCUUUGCUUUUCAAAGUUGGGUCUUGUAUUCAGUCAUACCAUGAUUAUUUACAAGGGGUAACUAAAAGCUAACAGAAUUGUCUUAAUAUACUUUCAAAAAGAAAAUGUGCCCAUUUCUUCAGGCCAUACUGUUUUAAUGGUAUGAUUGAAUGUCCAUCUCUCUGAGUCUCUGAAGACAUUAUGUCUUACCUGAUAGCAAUUUGUAAAACAAGCAACUGUCUAUAACUGGUUAUACUUAUUUACUUAUGCAUUGUUAAUUUUAUGACCAGCCUAAAUAUUCUGGGGAAGUAGGGUAUAAUAUUUAAUGAACCAUGAUUCAGAUUGUGCCAUUACAUUUUUCAGUACAGCAUGGUAACUAACACUACGUUAGACUAAUAUAUUAAAAUCUGGAUGAAAAGUUUAAUGUUAGUGCUGGUCAUACUACUUUUUGUUUAGACUCUUUGCUCAUUCUUGAACUGUAUUUGUUUAAAGCAUGCAUACAAACUUAUGUAUUGAAAUAUACUUUUUUAAAAAUCCAAGAUGCUUCCAAUUGUUGUAAUAUUUACCUGGAGUAUUCUCACUAAAGUCUAUUACAAUGAGUUGUUUGGGUCUAAGGUGUCCAUGUGAAUCAAAAAAUGGGUGGUCUUAUGUAUGUGUAAUUUGUACCCAAGUUUUUUUAAUGAGUAAAUUUACAUUAUGACUUUUUCCAUUCAUAAAUAUAUAAGUGAACCAAA